AUGAUAACGUUCUUUCGUGUUGCUAGAAACUGGCCUAAGCUUGUUCGAAAUAUAUCAUUGGUUGAAGAAAUAGAUCCAAGCUUUGAUCACAAUGUCACAUACAGAUGUAACAUAACUUGCACAGUUGUGUUGUUUUUAGCUUUGGUCGAACAUAUCCUUUCCUUAUUAUCAGCAUUUGCUGGAGCUCUGACCUGCUAUCCCAAUAAAAGCCUUUACGAGGGAUUUGUAACUCAUUUUUAUCCAUGGGUCUUCAAAUUCUUACCAUAUACGCCAUUUUUGGGAAUGCUUACCCAGUUUCUUCAUUUUCAAUCGACGAUCAUUUGGAAUUUUUCUGACUUAUUUGUUAUCUGUAUGAGUUACUACUUGACUUUCCGAUUGGAACAUGUCAACAAAAAACUUUUAGCGGCUCAAGGAAAGUAUUUGCCAGAGGUAUUUUGGAAAACUAGUCGUGAAAAUUACGGUAGAGCGACACAGCUGGUUCGAAGAGUCGACGACGUAAUCAGCGGAAUUGUCUUCAUUUCCUUCGCUAACAAUCUGUUUUUUAUUUGUCUGCAGCUGUUUAAUACUUUGGAGACGACUAUCCUGGGUGGCUACGAAGCAGCAGCCUACUUCCUUUUUUCACUGGUUUAUCUCAUCACGCGUUCAGUAGCUGUAUCACUGAUUGCGUCACAAGUGAACACAGCAUCUACCGUUCCUGCUUCUGUUCUAUAUGAUGUACCAUCACCAGUUUACUGCUUAGAAGUGCAGAGGUUUUUAGAUCAGGUUCACGGUAAUAAAGUUGCUUUAAGUGGACUGCAAUUCUUCAGUGUUACUCGAAGUUUACUAUUAACUGUCGCUGGAACCAUAGUCACCUAUGAACUUGUGAUGUUCCAGUUCAACUCAUCUCAAGAGUCAACCAAUACCAUUAGCAAUGACGCUAUAACUACCGUUGCUCCAAUAAAUUGA
Messenger RNA from Parnassius apollo (apollo), 945 nucleotides. NCBI's taxonomy places the organism in Eukaryota, Metazoa, Arthropoda, Insecta, Lepidoptera, Papilionidae. The record is from the annotation of a GenBank genome assembly.